Molecule: messenger RNA, 1740 nt
Organism: Plenodomus lingam JN3
Lineage: Eukaryota; Fungi; Ascomycota; Dothideomycetes; Pleosporales; Leptosphaeriaceae
Source: RefSeq, a predicted model, not a curated record
AUGUCUUUGGCAAAAAGUUCGCUUUGCAAGUGUCUCAAGGGCCCCGCAGACAGUACCGGUAAAACUACUCAAUCAAUACCUCAGGAUGCAGAAAAACCCUGUUCUACUAUUACACACCGGCUAAAGCUCGCCCAAGCAUAUAAAGAGCUUGGCUAUCCGGAUCUUGCUGUUGGUGAUGCGUACAAAGCACUUCUGUUGAUUGAUGAGGUCGUUGGGGAAGGCGAGUAUCAUGAGGAAGCCUCAGAUGCCGCCGCCCUCGACUAUACCUCGCAACAAUUGGGCCACAUAAAUAUCGAAGAUGAAAGCGACAGUACACCUGCUCCACUUGACUCCAUUUUAAACUGGGUUCAGGUGUCCUGUCUAAGAGACACCUACAUUCUUUUGAUUAAGAGCCUGCAAAUUUGUGGUUGCUUACGGAGUGCCUUCGAUUACAUUUCACGCGCAAAAAAAGCCUUUCCUGAAGACAAACUGUUUGAGGAUUUUCACAAGUCCUUGAUGGACCGUGUGCGCAUUGCCCUAGGGGUUCAAGAAGAUACUUUAUCCUCUAUUGACAUCGACGACUUUCCGGAAAAAGGUUUCGUUCGUCGAGAACAAUAUCCAUGGAACCACCAUGAACCGGACCGAUUCUCUGAGGCUUGCCUGCAGUCUCUAAAUGAACAAUUGGAAGAUAUCGCACCAAAGUUGGAGGUCCGAAUCUCUGAGUUACCAGUGUUGACUCACAGCAGCAACGCACUAAACGCAUCAAAGUCUCAGGCGCAAUUUACCAAACAGUUAGGUCUGUUUGCAAAGGAAGAUAUACCACCUGGAGAACAGAUCCUCGAGGAAAAGUCUCUAUUGACUGCUGUUCUGAGAUUCCAUGAAUCUUACUGCGAUGCAUGCAGCAUUUUGCUACCCAAUCCCCACGGCGAAGCUACUGCGAGUGAAACAAGCAAUAUGACCGUCGGUUGUGAUGAGUGCGAUGAGGUGUAUUUCUGCAGCAACGAUUGCCACGAUCUAGCCCAAGAAAGCUACCAUCCCUCAAUAUGUGGUGUGACGGUGGACCAGGGCACAAUACCGGCAAGUGAAGCUGCCGAUCAUCUUUAUACCCUUCUCCUUGUACGUGCAUUAGCACUGGCGGAAACCCAAGAGUUACAUCCUUUGGAGCUCAAGGAACUGCGCUACAUCUGGGGAGAUUACCAUGGGUGUGAUCUUGACUCUACCUGGCAAGUAGACGCUACAGAAAUGCCCGUCAAAGCAUUCGGCACAGUGCCUUGUACGCUCCCAUUUUCAUUCAAGAGCAAUGUCCUCAUGCCACUCCAUGUGCUAGAGAAGAUGGAUAUCAAUAUCUUCACCGAAACUGAAAGAUACGACACGUGGAUAUUCAACACCCUUUACGCAAAAUUCCGAGGGACCGCAUCUGCUCGACAGGGCCUGGAUGGAAAGCCCGACACCAGUGCAGUACAUCCAAUGUGGUGUCUAGCAAAUCAUAGCUGUGACCCCAACGUUGCUUGGGAUUGGCAAGGCACUAUGCGUUUCUGGACCCGCGAUCAGCGCAUAGAGUGGGCAGGUAGAGACUCCAAACAGGAACCUGGGCUUAGGCAAGGCGAGGAGGUUUUUGGCCACUACUGCGACAUUACGUUGCCUGUCAAAGAGAGACGGGAAUGGGCUGCUGGGGCACUUGGGGGAGACUGCAUGUGCCCGAGGUGCAUUUGGGAGGAGAUGGAAGAAGCAAAAUGCCAUGCUGCGGAGACAGGAAGGUGA